AGGCUGUCUGUCCCAGGGCAAUCCGAACACGAACUUCGUUCAUGCUUCUAAGAUUAGUCUAGGCAAAGCGACCUCGCCAUGUCGCGCACAGUCGAGAUUCACGGUGCAGAAGGUCUCGUAGUAAAGGUUCCAACCGGCCUGUUCAUCGACAACAAGUUCAGUCCUGCGACGGACAAUCAGACCAUCGACGUUGAGAAUCCAUCCACGGGUGCCCACCUAGCCACAGUAUCCGCCGCUCAGGCCGCAGAUGUAGACCAAGCCGUGCAAUCCUCCUUGACGGCAUUCACGUCGUCAUGGCGGCGCAGCGAGCCGUCUACCCGGCGGGCGCUGCUGAACCGCUUGGCCGGCCUCAUAGAGAGGGACGCCAAAGAGCUCGCAUCGCUCGAGGCGGUUGACGCGGGACUGCUGUACCGCAUGUCUCUGGGCCUGAGCGUGGCCCAGGCGGCCGAGACAUGCCGUUACUUUGCGGGCUGGACGGACAAGUUGGGCGGGCAGAGCAUGCGCAUCGAACAGGGGAUGGCGUACACGCAGCGGGAGCCGAUUGGCGUAUGUUCAGCUAUUAUACCGUGGAAUGGCCCUCUCAUGAUUACAAUCUGGAAGCUUGCGCCCGCCAUCGCAGCCGGGAAUACCCUCAUAAUCAAGACCCCGGAGCUGGCACCGUUGUACGGACAGAAGCUAGCCCAACUCAUCGUCGAGGCCGGGUUCCCUCCUGGCGUCAUCAACAUCAUCUGCGGUCUCGGCCCCGUCGCCGGUCAAGCCCUGGCUGACCACCACCUCGUGCGCAAAGUGUCAUUCACGGGAAGCGCCGCUGUCGGACGCCGCAUCCUCGAGAGCUCGGCGCGGACCAACCUCAAGCGCGUGACGGUCGAGCUCGGCGGCAAGGGCCCGACGUGCGUGUUUGCAGACGCGGACUGGGAGAACGCGCUUGCCCAUGUCACGGCGGGCAUCACGGUGCACAACGGGCAGAUUUGCGCCGCGGGCAGUCGCAUCUACAUCCAGGACGAGAUAUACGACCGUUUCGUCGCGGAGUUCUCCAAGAGGACGAAGGACGCGGUUGCCGGAGACCCGUUGCUCGACAGCACGGUCAAGGGGCCGCUCGUGAGCGCCGGACAGCGAGCACGCGUCGAGGGCUACAUCCAAAAGGCCCUAAAGGAGGAUACGAAGCUGUUGCACGGAGCAGAUGCCAGCAGCCUCCAAGUGCCUUCCAAGGGACACUUUGUGCCCAACACAGCCUUUGUUGAUGUGCAGCCCUCGGCGACCAUCAUGCGCGAGGAGGUUUUCGGCCCCGUGGCGAGCAUCGCGCGGUUCCACACCGAAGAGGAGGUCGUCGCCCUGGCCAACGACUCCGAGUACGGGCUCUCGGCGGCAAUUUUCACCAGCGACGUGACGAGGGCCAUGCGCAUAAGCGACGCGGUCGAAUGCGGACAGGUGACGGUCAACAUGUGGGGGACCGUCAAUGCCAACACGCCAUUUGGAGGCUAUAAGCAGAGUGGGUUCGGCAGGGAUCUGGGCAAGGAAGGGCUGGAUGAGUGGAUGAAUGUCAAAUGCGUCAAGGUGAACCUGGGCCUCCUCAGCAGAUUGUGAUACGUAGUUAGUUAUAGCCAGGCCAAAUAUGUUUUUGUUGAGUUGUGGGCGGUGAUGCAAACCCACAUCCCGUAGCCAAGUCACUUCAGAGGCGUG
Purpureocillium takamizusanense is the source of this 1680-nucleotide messenger RNA. RefSeq names its product Aldehyde dehydrogenase (NAD(+)). The transcript is spliced from 3 exons. Gene Ontology annotation, molecular function: aldehyde dehydrogenase (NAD+) activity. The record is from RefSeq and is a predicted model, not a curated record. Lineage: Eukaryota; Fungi; Ascomycota; Sordariomycetes; Hypocreales; Ophiocordycipitaceae. Bases 79 to 1584 code for a protein of 501 amino acids.